AUGUUUCAGUUUUCGGUUGGUUUUACACUUGGCAACGUAGCUGGGAUGUAUCCGGCCCAGAACUACGAUGUUCCGAACAUUUCGAAGAAGAUUGAAGACAUCAAGAGAGACGCGGAAGCUAGAAAGAAGCCUCCGAACGACAAGUGAUGUUUACCUAGCCGUCUCUGUAUUAAAUGCAGAUCAUGUCGUUUUGCCACUAGGCCGCAGGUGCCAAACCUUCAUGUGGCUUUUUUGGGAUUUCCUCCAGAUGUGUAGUCUUGAAAAACCAAGCUGCCCUCAGGCUGAAGUGUCACCACAUCCAAGGGACCUUCUAGCACUUUCUGGAUAUUUGACUUCUUUUUCUUUCUUUCUUUCUUUUUACCCCAUGCGUAAUGAGAAAAACCAUGCAGGGAGAGACUAA
Messenger RNA from Lacerta agilis (Sand lizard), 400 nucleotides. Its product is annotated as short transmembrane mitochondrial protein 1-like. The transcript has a single exon. Bases 1 to 147 code for a protein of 48 amino acids. Lineage: Eukaryota; Metazoa; Chordata; Lepidosauria; Squamata; Lacertidae. The record is from RefSeq and is a predicted model, not a curated record.